Molecule: messenger RNA, 997 nt
Organism: Macadamia integrifolia
Lineage: Eukaryota; Viridiplantae; Streptophyta; Magnoliopsida; Proteales; Proteaceae
Product: mitochondrial import receptor subunit TOM20-like
Exons: 6
Coding region: 141-758 (205 amino acids)
Biological process (GO): protein insertion into mitochondrial outer membrane
Cellular component (GO): mitochondrial outer membrane translocase complex
Molecular function (GO): protein binding
Source: RefSeq, a predicted model, not a curated record
AAAAAGAGUAUUAAGUACAAUCGAUUAACUUCCUGGACCGCUGCCUUCCAUAGGGGUAGUGCCAAGCAGCAAGCCCUAGCGAGAGUGAGGAACCUCGAGUAGGUCUGCAGUAGUUCCGAUCAGAGCCAUUGUCCGUAGAGAUGGAUAUGGAAAUGCCUCAAAACGAUUUCGAUCGACUUAUGUUAUUCGAGCAUGCUCGAAAGACAGCGGAGGCGAACUAUGUUAAGAACCCGUUCGAUGCAGAUAACCUCACGAGAUGGGGAGGAGCGCUUCUUGAAUUGUCACAGUUCCAAAGUGUUACUGAGUCGAAGAAGAUGAUAAAUGACGCGAUUUCAAAGCUGGAGGAGGCACUGUUAGUCAAUCCAAAGAAGCACGACACCCUCUGGUGCUUAGGAAAUGCACACACUUCCAAUGCUUUUCUGAAUCCGGAUCAUGAAUUUGCAAAGAUUUCAUUUGAUAAGGCGUCUCAGUAUUUCCAGCAAGCAGUAGAUGAAGAUCCUGGGAACGAGCUUUACCUUAAGUCUUUAGAAGUGACUGCGAAGGCCCCAGAAUUACAUAUGGAGAUCCAUAAGCACGGGCUUGUUCAGCAGUCUAUGGGGGGAGGAUCUUCGACUUCUUCAAAUGUGAAGGGAUCAAAGAAGAAGAAAAGCAACGACCUUAAGUAUGACAUAUUCGGAUGGAUAAUCCUCGCUGUUGGCAUUGUCGCAUGGGUAGGAAUGGCGAAGUCCCAUGUUCCUCCACCACCACCUCCCAGAUAAGAAAAUUAAAUAGCCUUCCUUGAGAUAAGAUGGCUUUCUAAAUUUCCUUUCGGUUGCAAGGUUUGACUUUGGCAGACUGUUCUAGUUAUGUAGAAAAUAGAGCAACACAUGAUAGGUUGGUUUUGAUCCGAGUAUUGUUAUACCGGUUUAGACUUUAGAGCUCAUUUUUUUAGUUUGAUCAAGUAUCGUCAUACCAGUUCUGAACUCGUCAACUAAGAAGAGCAACAUCUUUUGGCAUC